Messenger RNA from Maudiozyma barnettii, 1563 nucleotides. It is a transcript of the gene ALD5, whose product is annotated as aldehyde dehydrogenase (NAD(P)(+)) ALD5. The record is from RefSeq and is a predicted model, not a curated record. The coding region runs from base 1 to 1563 and encodes 520 amino acids. The transcript has a single exon. NCBI's taxonomy places the organism in Eukaryota, Fungi, Ascomycota, Saccharomycetes, Saccharomycetales, Saccharomycetaceae. Gene Ontology annotation, molecular function: aldehyde dehydrogenase (NAD+) activity.
AUGUCACAAACAAUCUAUUUAAGAAAUGCUGCGUUAAGAAAUAUAACAAAGAGAACAAUUCGUCUCUAUUCUAACCUACCUUUGAGCGUACCAAUCACUUUACCAAAUGGUAAGAUAUACGAGCAACCUACUGGUUUAUUUAUUAAUGGUAAUUUUGUUCCUUCCGUUAAUAAGAAAACUACACCUGUCAUUGAUCCCUCUACUGAACAAAUGAUUACAAAAGUUUAUAAAGCUGAUAAUGACGAUGUGAAUAUUGCUGUGAAAGCUGCUAAAGCCGCAUUUGAUAAUAAUUGGUCUACUUCUGACCCUGAACUACGUGCGAAAGUUCUUUUCAAAUUAGCUGAUUUAAUUGAGCAAAACUCUGAAACCUUAGCUGCAAUUGAAUCCAUGGAUAAUGGUAAGUCUUUACUUUGCUCCCGUGGUGACGUUGAUUUAGUCUCUAAAUACUUAAGAUCAUGUGGUGGUUGGGCCGAUAAAUUAUAUGGUAACGUUAUCGAUACUGGUAAAGAACAUUUUGCUUAUUCAGUUAAGGAACCAUUAGGUGUCUGUGGUCAAAUUAUUCCUUGGAAUUUCCCAUUAUUGAUGUGGUCAUGGAAGAUCGGACCAGCCCUUGUCACUGGUAACACAGUUGUGCUAAAGCCUGCUGAAACAACUCCUUUGUCCGCUUUAUUUGCGGCUCAAUUGUGUAAAGAAGCUGGUAUUCCAGAUGGUGUCGUGAAUAUUAUUCCAGGUUCUGGUAGAGUUAUCGGUGAAGGUCUAUGUAAACAUCCAGAUGUUAAGAAGAUUGCGUUUACUGGUUCUACAGCUACAGGCCGUACAAUUAUGAAGAAUGCCGCUGACACAGUCAAAAAGGUAACCCUUGAACUUGGCGGUAAGUCUCCAAAUAUUGUCUUCGCAGAUGCCGAUUUAGAUAAAGCCGUUAAGAACAUUGCACAUGGUAUUUUCUUCAAUUCUGGUGAAGUUUGUUGUGCAGGUUCUAGAGUCUAUGUUCAAGAUUCUGUGUACGAGGAAGUUUUAGAAAAAUUCCAACAAUAUACUGCAUCUUUGAAGGUUGGUAACCCAUUCGAUAAGGACACAUUCCAAGGUGCUCAAACUUCUCAAAAACAACUUGAAAAGAUUCUGGGUUAUGUCAAGAAAGGUGAAGAAGAAGGUGCUCGUGUUGUUAUUGGUGGUAAAAGACGUGGUAGCAAGGGCUAUUUCGUAGAACCAACAAUCUUUGCAGAUGUUAAAGAAGAUAUGAAGAUUGUCAAGGAUGAAAUUUUUGGUCCAAUUGUUACAGUGUCCAAAUUCUCUACAGUCGAUGACGUUGUCGCCAAAGCAAAUGACUCUCAAUACGGUUUAGCUGCUGGUAUUCAUACUAAGGAUGUGAACAAAGCUAUUAAUGUCUCUAGAAGAAUAAAGGCUGGUACAAUCUGGAUCAAUACUUAUAAUGCAUUCCACCAGAGUGUUCCGUUCGGUGGUUUUGGUCAAUCUGGUAUUGGUCGUGAGAUGGGUUCUGCUGCGCUUGAUAACUACACACAAGUUAAAUCUAUCAGAAUGGCUCUUGAUAACCCAAAGUUAUAG